Molecule: messenger RNA, 1520 nt
Organism: Pogoniulus pusillus (Red-fronted tinkerbird)
Lineage: Eukaryota; Metazoa; Chordata; Aves; Piciformes; Lybiidae
Gene: COLQ
Product: collagen like tail subunit of asymmetric acetylcholinesterase
Exons: 18
Coding region: 86-1459 (457 amino acids)
Biological process (GO): extracellular matrix organization
Molecular function (GO): extracellular matrix structural constituent conferring tensile strength
Source: RefSeq, a predicted model, not a curated record
GGCAAGGCAGAGAGGGAGUGAGGGGAGAGAGCUCCCCAAAGCAGCCCUGCACCUCUGAGCUGGGAUCUGCCAGGGCACAGCCAGCAUGUUGGUCCUCAGCCUGCUUGUCUGGGGAUCUUACCUGCAGCUUUUCUUCUGCUUUGCUUCAUCUCAGACCGCCUACGUUGGCAAUGACUUCUCAGUUUCAGCAGAUCUCCCCUGUCUGGAACAGAAGCAGCAGCUCAGCCAGAGAGCAUGCUGCCUCCUUGGGCCUCCUCCUCCACCACCCAUGUUUCCACCACCACAGUUCGGGCACAGCUGGAGCACAAAGCUGCUAGCCCUGGAAAUGGAAGAGUUGUGUCAGGAGCUCAAGAUAAUACAGGCUUCCCCUCUGCCUGAAUCACAUUGCCUUUCAGGGCCUCCUGGCCCCCAGGGUCCACAAGGAAUUCCUGGUGUAAUGGGACCAAAAGGGGAGAAAGGGGAGAUUGGCAGGCCAGGAAGAAAGGGUAGACCAGGUCCCCCAGGAGUCCCUGGGAUGCCAGGACCAGUAGGAUGGCCUGGACCUGUGGGACCGAAGGGUGAAAAGGGAGAGUUGGGUGUGAUGGGAUUGCCAGGUACAAGAGGACCAAUGGGCUCCAAGGGUUUUCCUGGGACUAGAGGAGAAAAGGGAUCCAGAGGUGACAGGGGUGACAAAGGAGUCAAAGGAGACCAGGGAGAAAUGGGCUUCCCUGGGAUGCUAGGACAAAAGGGAGAGAUGGGCCCGAAGGGACAAUCUGGAGUGCCAGGACACAGAGGACCUAUAGGAAGACCUGGAAAGCGAGGCAAACAAGGACUAAAGGGAGACAUUGGACCUGCAGGUGUCCAGGGUCCACCUGGAAGACCUGGUCCUUCUGGCCAGCCAGGCCCCCCUGGACCUUCAGGAUCAGGGCAAUUUGCAAUAGGACCAAAAGGGGAAAGAGGACUUCCAGGGCCUCCAGGAAGAUGUCUCUGCAGAUCCUCACACCAUCUGAGUAACCCCUCAUAUGAGGAGUCUGUCUUUGGGCACACUUAUCCCAAAGUCCCUGCGAUAUUUGUGGUGAACAAUCAAGAAGAACUGGAUCGACUAAACACCGAAAAUGCCUUAGCUUUUAGAAGAGAUCAGAGGUCUUUGUAUUUCAAGGACACCUUUGGAUGGCUUCCAAUCCAGAUCAGCCCUUUCUAUCCUGUGGAUUACCGCCUCGGGGGUGGAGGCACCUGCGGAGAUGGGAUCGUUCAGGACGGGGAAGAGUGCGACGAUGGCAAUGCGGUCGUGACUGAUGACUGCAUAAGAUGCCGCCGAGCUUACUGUGGAGAUGGCUACAGACACGAUGGGGUUGAAGACUGUGAUGGGAAGGAUUUUGGGUAUUUGACAUGUAGGACAUAUCUCCCUGGGUCUUAUGGAAAAUUGAGAUGCACUUCUUACUGCUACAUUGACUCUACAGAGUGUCGCUAUUUCACAUGAGGGGAGCAGAGAUUGGAACAAAAAUAGGACCACUGCAUCCUGUCUUAAUAGAGAAACGUCC